This is a messenger RNA of Fragaria vesca subsp. vesca, 1700 nucleotides long. RefSeq lists its product as uncharacterized. Lineage: Eukaryota; Viridiplantae; Streptophyta; Magnoliopsida; Rosales; Rosaceae. The coding region runs from base 227 to 1441 and encodes 404 amino acids. The record is from RefSeq and is a predicted model, not a curated record. The transcript has 15 exons.
UUAAGAAGUGACGAGUCAAAGUUGCUGACUUUCUCCUGCAUUUAUCUCGAUCAAUCCGCAGAGGAAACCAAUUCAGAAAGUCAACGCUGUCCACCACUUCAAAAGCUUGAAGCUCUGAACCAUGACCUCGUUUGAGCUUUUCAGGGUUUAAGAGAAGUACUUGAUUGUUUGAAGUGGUAGGAGCUGAUGAUCUUUGUGAUUGUGGAAUCAUAGAACUUGACAGAAUAUGGGGAGUCCUACACGAUUGGGGAAUAUAAGAAAACCCAAAGAGAAAAUGAAGUUUGUGGCAACGGCUCUUGUGUCGAUUGUAUUUGGCUUCUUUAUAGGAGUGUCGUUUCCGACGAUUUCGUUGACUAAGAUGAAUCUCCCAUCCAGCCUUUUUCCUUCAAUUGAUCUCUCAUACAUAGAGGAGAAGUACUCGGGGUUCUCAACCCAAGCACUGGUCGAUGCCUGGUCUUCUUUGAAGGAGAACAAACAUGCCUCUGUAAAAUACAUCCCUAAUGAUGCAAAGAUCUGGGUUCCAACAAAUCCUCCAGGGGCAGAAAGACUACCCCCUGGCAUUGUAGAAUCUGAGUCAGAUUUUUAUCUUCGUCGAUUGUGGGGUCUGCCCAGUGAGGACUUAACCAUCAAGCCAAAGUAUCUUGUUACCUUUACUGUAGGGUAUGCUCAGAAAAAGAAUAUAAAUGCAGCUGUUAAAAAGUUCUCAGAGAACUUCACAAUUGUUUUAUUUCACUAUGAUGGUCGAACAAGUGAAUGGGACGAGUUUGAGUGGUCAAAGCGGGCUAUCCAUGUGAGCAUUCAGAAGCAAACUAAAUGGUGGUACGCCAAGCGUUUUUUGCAUCCUGACAUUGUGGCAUCAUAUGAAUACAUAUUUAUUUGGGAUGAAGAUCUCGGUGUGGAGCACUUCAACGCAGAGGAAUACAUAAAAUUAGUAAGGAAACAUGGGUUGGAAAUAUCACAGCCCGGUUUAGAACCAAAUAAUGGGCUAACAUGGCAGAUGACAAAGCGGAGAGGUGAUAGUCAAGUUCACAUGCAGACAGAGGAGAAACCUGGUUGGUGUAACGACCCGCAUUUGCCACCCUGUGCAGCGUUUGUAGAAAUUAUGGCCCCUGUGUUUUCUCGGGAUGCAUGGCGUUGUGUUUGGCAUAUGAUUCAGAAUGAUCUGGUCCAUGGUUGGGGUCUGGAUUUUGCGCUUAGACGCUGUGUAGAGCCUGCACAUGAGAAAAUAGGAGUCGUCGAUGCACAGUGGAUUGUCCAUCAAAGUGUUCCUUCACUUGGGAACCAGGGGCAAGCAGAGAGUGGGAGAGCGCCAUGGGAAGGGGUGAGGGAGAGGUGCAGAAGAGAAUGGACUAUGUUUCAAGCACGAAUGGCUGGUGCAGAGAAAGCAUAUUUUGAGGAAAUGGGAAUUGAUACCCCAAAUUCAAAGCACGUUAGGGCCUAGGGGAUAGUCGCCAAAACUGGCCAGAAGGAACUUGUACCACUCAAGGAGUCAAGUCUAGUUGCGCCGUUACAUAUACAGUAACUGUUUCUUUCUCUUGUUCUCCCCUUCUUUCUCUGGCUGUCAUUUUCAUGUGUUACACUUGGGAUAGUCGCAUGUAGUAUUAAUAGAACUAGAAUCUUAUCACUGGAAACAACACUUCGGUUAGAAAGACAAUGUAUUCUAUUACGAUAUCUAACAUGAAUGAUAUUCAUCUUGUGUU